CACACACACACACUUAAACUCCAAAAGGCACGCUCACACAGUCGUACUGAGUCCCAGUGGUCGGCUGAGGGGUGCUGGCUUCCUCUGAGCAGCCUGCAUGGAGCGCUGCAGCGUGCUGCAUGGAGAACCUGUGCUCUGACAGCAUCCCCUCACACUGACUGGAAACCUCAGCAGCCUGCUUGAUCAUGGACUUAGGAAGAGUUUGGUCCAGAUAUCAGAGGACGGUGCUGAUCACCAUGAUGAUGUUCAAACUGGGCCUACUGUGUACAGCAGCAGCAGACAAGUGUUUAUCAUCUCCCUGCAACAAUGGUGCCACAUGUCUCGACCACCUGGGGGACUACGUGUGCCUGUGCCCGAAAGGACCCGUGUGGUACAUGGGCAAAAACUGUGAUGAGCUGUAUGACGCCUGCAUCAUGGCACCUUGCACCAACUGCAGCAGCAACCCUGGGACUGAUGAGUUCACCUGCCACUGCCCAGACGGCUUCACAGGGCACAACUGCACUGAGGAUAUAGAUGAAUGUCAGAGCAACCCCUGCAAGGGUGUCAAGUCCUAUUGUGUCAAUGGAGUCAAUGGUUAUUUGUGUCAUUGUCCCAUUGGAUUUGGAGGGGAGGACUGCCAGGACAACGUGACCACUUGCUCAAAGGAAACAUGCCACAAUGGUGGAACAUGUAUGGACAUCCCUGACAUUGGGCCUCGCUGCCAGUGUGCUGCUGGAUACCAAGGAACGAACUGUGAGGAAAACACUGAUGAGUGCCAGUCUGAGCCCUGUCAGAACGGAGCCAUCUGUAAAGACGGGGUCAACGCCUACCAGUGUUUCUGUGUUCCUGGGUUUCAAGGCUACCACUGUGACCUGAACAUCAACGAGUGCGCUUCCCGACCCUGUCAAAACAACGGAACAUGUUUGGAUGAGGUGGAUCACUACAGGUGUGACUGCGCUCCAGGCUUUAAAGGGAUUAACUGUGAAGUGGAGAUCGAUGAGUGUGAGGUCCAUCCCUGCCAGAACGGCGCCACCUGCCGAGACCACAUUGCCAUGUACUUGUGUGACUGCGUGGCCGGCUUCCAGGGCCAAAACUGUGAAGUCAACAUUGAUGAAUGUGCCAGCAUGCCUUGUCUGAAUGAGGGCAAGUGCAUAGAUGGGGUCAACAGCUAUGAAUGUGACUGCGAGGGGACGGGGUUUGUAGGUGACCACUGUGAAGAGGAUGUUCCUGAAUGUGCUUCUGACCCCUGUCAGCAUGGAGCCACAUGCUUGGAGGGAAUCAACCGCUACACAUGCCUCUGCUGGCCAGGUUAUGAGGGAGAGAACUGCCAAAUAGAUACAGAUGAGUGUGAGCAGCAACCCUGUCAUAAUGGGGGUGAGUGUUUCCAGCGCUCAAAUGUCCAAAACUAUGGGAUGCUUCCUGAACUCAGCACAGCCAAUUUCAGCUAUGAAACGGCUGCUGGCUUCAUCUGUCACUGUCUGCAAGGAUUCACCGGAGACAACUGCUCAGUCAAUGUGGACGAGUGUGAGUCUGCUCCGUGUCAGCAUGGAGGAAGCUGUCAGGAUCUGGUCAACUCUUAUCAAUGUGUUUGUCCAGAUGGCUUCACAGGCGUACACUGUGAGGUGGACAUCGAUGAGUGUGACAGCAGUCCUUGCCAGAAUGGUGCCACGUGCGAAGACGCUGCCAACUCCUAUUGGUGUCACUGCUCCCCGCCAGAGCCCGGCCAGGAGCCCUGGGGUGGGCGAGACUGUGACGUCAGGCUGGUCGGCUGCCAGCAGCACCAGUGUCAGCACCAAGCCGGCUGUGUCCCCAUCCUUACCGACUAUGGCGCGCACAGUUACACCUGCCUGUGUCCGCCUGGCUGGACUGGAGAACGCUGCAACACCUCCACCACCUUCUCCUUCAACUCCGAGGGCUACAUCCACCUGCAGCUGCCUGUUUUGAAGAACAAGACAAAGCAAGAGAUGGAUGACUACAACCAGGGGCUCCACAUGCAGCUUCGAUUCAGGAGCACUCUGCCCAACAUGGUGCUGUACUAUCGGGGCACCCUGGAGCGCUUUUUCUCCCUGGAGCUUGCUGAGGGCUCCCUCCAGGCCAAGGUGAAAUCAGGGAAGGUCUUGCAGGCCAUUUACCCCGGCCCAGUCAAUGAUGGAGAAUGGCACCAGGUCACUGUGACCAUGGAUGAAAGACUGGUUCUGACAGUAAAAGGACCUGGCUGUGAGGAGGGAUGCCAGGUGAAGAACGAGGGUCACAACCAUCUAAUCUUUCUUCAGCCCAGCUCCUUUCAACAGCUGUAUGUAGGAGGGGCGCCACAGGAAUAUUUGUACAACUUGUCCAGUAGAAAUGGAUUCCUUGGCUGUAUGGAAGACCUUCAGGUUGAUCGUAAGCUGCUGCUGCCUCAGGACCUCAUCAGAGAGGAGAACAAGGGGUUGGAACUGGGAUGUACCAAAAAAGACUGGUGUGAGGAUGACCCAUGCAUGCAGCAUGGACAGUGUGUGGACAUGUGGGUUCAUGCCAGCUGUCAGUGUCAUCGACCCUACUACGGACAACACUGUGAAAAAGCGUUUCCAGCCUGGACACUUGGCCAUGAGAACACUACCAGCUAUUCUGCCUUCAACAUCUCUGAAACACAUGGAGACAACUUCACCAUUUCCUUCUUAAUGCGCUCCCUCAAACAUAACGGCCUGCUCCUACAGUUCUGUCGAGAAGAAAAGCCCUACUUGACAAUCUAUCUGAAGGAAGGCACCGUUGCUAUCUACAGCCCACACACCACACUGUUGACAGAAGCCAAGUUAGUCACGGAUGGGAACAACAAUUUGGUGACCAUAAAGGUUAACUAUGGCCACGUGGUCUUCCCCAAAGCAGGGAAUCAUCGAGCCUUAGGGAAUGUGAGUAUAGAGGCCGGGGAUGUAGUGUAUGUUGGAGGGCUGCCUGCAGGCAAGAACAUGAAUGCAUGGGGUGGACAUUUCAAGGGCUGCCUGCAGGACAUUCGAUUGGACCACAAGCAUCUGACCACUGAGGACCACCCAGAGGGGGCAGAGGUAUACCAAGCAAGCACAGAGGAGAAUAUGCUGCUGGGAUGCAAAAGUGAUAACACAUGCAAGGAUGAGCCCUGUUUCAAUGGUGGACAGUGUCAGGUCACCUGGAAUGACUUCAGGUGUGACUGCUCCAUUAAGUACUCAGGCCGGCUGUGUGAGACACGUUUGUGGUGCAUCGACAAGCCUUGUUUUGAAGGAGUACGCUGUGUGGAUCUACAGGAUGGUUAUGAGUGUCUAACUGAAGCCAUUUUUCAGGACAACUCUCUCCAGUACGUUGCCAACAGCUCCUUGUUGAGCCCUGUAACCAACAUCACCAUGGACCUACGAACACGGGAUGAGAAUGGGAUCUUGCUGCGAGCUGAGAGCAGAGCUGAAGUCUUCUGCCUGGGCCUGCUCAACUCUAGUCUGCUGGUCAAACUGGACAGCGGAGCAGGUGCAGAGCUGCUGGCCUUUACAAGUGACAGGACCAUCGCUGAUGGGGCGUGGCACCACAUCCAGCUCACCAUGGCAGAGCCUACACAGUUAGUGUCCCGCUGGCGCCUCACAGUCGAUGGGCAGAGAGCUGGUGGUACCUUUGGAGUUAGCGGCAACCUCAACUUCCUCAAUGACACUGACAUCUGGCUUGCAGAAAAAUACACCGGAUGUUUAGGGGAGGUAAGAGUGGGUGGUGUCUAUCUGCCACUCAUAAAUGUACAAGAAGCACCUCAGAUGAGCCGGUUCUCUCGACUGGGUGGACAUGAACCAAUCACAGGAUGUCAAGGUGCCCCAAUUUGUGAUUCCCAACCUUGUCUCAACCAGGGCGUCUGUCAGGACCAGUUUAAUGAGUUUAACUGCAGCUGCAGCCCUGGCUGGGAGGGGGAGCUGUGUGAAACUGAAAUAAAUGAGUGUUCUUCAGCUCCCUGUGUCUAUGGCACAUGUAAAGACCUCCUGGCUGACUACCGGUGUGACUGCGAGCCUGGAUACACAGGGAAAGACUGCAAGGAUGAGGUGGAUAACUGCCUGGAGUUUAGCUGUGUGAAUGGAGGAAUCUGCUUGGAAACGGUGGGAACUCACACGUGUUCAUGUCCUCCUGGCUACAUCGGCAAACGCUGCCAGUGGCGUUUCCCUCCAGUUGCUUGUGAUGCAAACACAAAAUGUCUUAAUGGAGGGGUUUGUAUAGGAGGUGACUCUGGAGGCAACUGUACCUGCAAGCCUGGAUACACAGGUGCCAGGUGCGAGACAGAAAUAGACGAGUGUGAGUCCAGUCCUUGUCUCAACGGCGCCACCUGUCUGGACAGACUGAACCACUUCCAGUGUGUGUGCAUGCCGGGCUACAGUGGCAUACAGUGUGAGAGCAACAAAGAGGAGCAUAAGGAGAGGAUUCCCUGGCUGGCAGUGACCAUCCCGCUGACCACCCUGUGUGUCUUACUGGUCAUCCUGGUGGUGUUUUUCCUCAUCAUGACAGCACGAAAGAAGCGUCAGUCAGAGGGCACGUACAGCCCCAGUUCACAGGAGGUAGCUGGUGCCAGGCUGGAAAUGGGCAGCGUCCUCAAAGUGCCCCCAGAGGAGAGGCUGAUCUGAGGCCUGAUGCCUCGCCUCACAGCUUUACAUCCAGAGGAUGUGUAAAGGUACGGGUGGAGAGAACAUCUCUUCUGCAGUAUUAUACUGCUUUGUCCUCCCUCACUACUGAAAUGAUAUAGAGGAUAAACCAAUGACGGAUCCUCUGUCUGGAAAAUACUACUGAUGGUGGAACCUCAGAGGUGUACAAGUCAAGACCAGAGGGUGAGAGAGGCUGACUAUCCUGUUGGGUAGAAUGUGGUCAAAACAUGCUUUGACCCUAAAAAUCCCUUUGAAAAGUUGAGUCCCGGACACUGUCUCAAGCGUGAUUUUGAAACUGAAAUGCUGUGAUAGCCUCAAUGCAGUCAUAGAAAGCAAAAUAGUUCAUCCUUGAUGGUUUAACAAAGUAAGACUUCAAUCUGCAAAUUUAACCCCUGGUUCUGUUUUGAACAAUAAAAACAGUGUAUGUGUACUGCAUCCUUUUAAACAUGCCAGGGGAGUCCUUUCUUCACCAACAUACGCCUUGUAGUAGUAUCCCUUACAUAUACAUGGGUAUGUCUCAUUAAUAGUCACAUUUUUGGGAGGCAGAUUCCAUUUUCAAGCCUGGCUUCCUCAGUCACAGGUUCCUUGGUAAUGCUAAUGCUAGCUAACCCCAGCUCUUCCACCAUAAUGGGUUUGUCCACUGUGAUUUCAGCCAUUUGUCUAAAGGAAUGUAGUUUUGAUGAAAACCUAAUUUUUUCCUUUGCAAAAUCAGAAAUUCUACAAUGUUCACUUGUUCAGUAUUUGUAAUGUAAUACUUGACCCAUGGGGAAAGAGCAUUCUGAAGGUGAAGGUAGUAUUAUUUAGUCAUAAGUCUGCAGGUUUUCCUUGAUCCAAAGAGUCCACCAGCUUCUCUCCCUCCUUAUAUUAAGCAGUCUUUGAUGUGACUUUAAAAAUUCAAACUGUUCAUUUGAUUGAAUGUGAUCCCAGAACCCCCAGCUGAAAAAGUGGAUGGACGUCAAAAACUGCUGUAGUAUAUUGUCAGUGUGCACUGUAUGACUCAACAGGUUAAUCACUGUGUAAUUAUGCUGAGUGUUUUAUCCAUGUUGUGUGUUGUAUGUAAUCUUCUGAGCUCAAGUCACUGUAUUUCUUUUUUUGUAAAGUUGUCAGGGGGAACAGUAUUUAAUUUUAAAAGUGUUAUCGCUGUGGUCUAAAUUGGUCACAUCAGUAUUUGUGGACAUAAACAACUUCCAGUGUCAGACAGAAAAACAUGAAAAAGGGAAAAAAAAUGUCUACUUGAGUUUUAGCAAAUGUAAUGUAAUAAUGCAACAUUUCUUAAAAUAUGUAGUAGUGAACAAAAGUUUACAUACACUCAUAAAUAGGAUGUAUAUCAUGGCAGUGUUGAGUUUCAAAUGACUCCUGUAACUACAUUUUCUAGGAUGGAAUCAUUGAAGCACACGAGUCUUUGUUACAAAAAAUACAUUUUGGUUUCCUCUGGAAAUAAGACAAAAAUCUUCUGGGUCAAAAAUACACAUUCAACAACUUGAAAUAUACAUUUAGGUAUUGUACAAAUCUGUGGUUAAUCAGAUAUUAGCAUUGUUGCAUUUUACCAAACAGAUUUAGAAAGAGGGCUGCUUGGUGAUUAGUGCUUUCACCUUGCAGUUAGAAGAUCCCUGGUUCAUGUCCCGGCCUUCCUGGGAUCUUUCUGCAUGGAGUUUGCAUGUUCUCCCUGUGCAUGUGUGGGUUCUCCAGCUUCCUCCCACAGUCCAAAGACAUGCUGAGGUUAAUUAAUAACUCUAAAUUGUCCGUAGGUGUGAAUGCGAGUGUGAUUGUUUAUCUGUGGCCCUGCGAUAGACUGUUACCUGUCCAGGUGUUCCCUGCCUUCACCCUCAGUCAGCUGGAUAGACUCCAGCCUGUGUAUAGAUAAUGGAUGGAUGGAUGGAUGGAUGGAUGGAUUUUGAAAGGGGGCCCUGGUGGAACAGUGGUUAGCACUGCCGCUUCACAGCUAGAAGAUCCUGGGAUCUUUCUAUGUGGAGUUUGGAUGUUCUCCCUGUGUCUGCAUGCUCAUUGGGUACUUCAGCUUCCUCCCACAGUCCAAAGACAUUCAGAGGUUAAUUGAUGAUUUUAAAUUGUACAUAAGUGUGAAUGUGGGUAUGUUUGGUUGUCUGUCUCUAUGUGUGGCCCUGUCAUAGAGUGGUGACCUGUCCAGGUGAACCCCUGUCUUCACCCUAAGUCAGCUGGGAUAGACUCCACAACCUCACAAAGAAUGAAUCAGUGUAUAGAAAAUGGAUGAAUGGAUGGUUGGAUAUUGAGAGACUGCCAUGAUAUAUUUGGUCUUUACAAGUGAAUGUAAACUUUUGUUAAUUACUAUGGUUACUUGCUUUCUUUUCAAAGGUGAGGUGAAACUUAUUUCUCUCUAGAACUGGAGUCAGAACAUAAUUAGCCCAGUUUAGCCAAGACCAAGGAGAAACAGCUAACCUGGCUCUACCCAGAGUUAAAAAAAAUACAUCUGCCAAUAAUACACUACCGUUCAAAAGUUUGGGGUCACCCAGACAAUUUCAUGUUUUCCAUGAAAACUCCCACUUUCAUUCAUGUGCUAACAUAACUGCACAAGGGUUUUCUAAUCAUCAAUUAGCCUUUCAACACCAUUAGCUAACACAAUGUAGCAUUAGAACACAGGAGUGAUGGUUGCUGGAAAUGUUCCUCUGUACCCCUAUGGAGAUAUUCCAUUAAAAAUCAGCUGUUUCCAGCUAGAAUAGUCAUUUACCAUAUUAGCAAUGUCUACACUGGAUUUCUGUUUAAUGUUAUCUUUAUUGAAAAAAAUUGCUUUUCUUUCAAAUAUAAGGACAUUUCUAUGUGACCCCAAAUGUUUGAACAGUAGUGUGUGUGGCAUUUUGUUGAAUCUAUACAGACAGUGAGACUGAUCCUAUCAUCUCACUCUCUAAAAGACAGCCAAUAAUUGUAUUCCCCUAAAGUUUAAGGUUUGAUAUCAAUAAACUACAGUCAAAUUAUAAUCACAGUUGUGGAAUUACACAUACAAACCUUAGCCCUGGCUACAGGAAAAUGUUUCACAAAUACUGAUCAGGCUGACUUUGAUAUUGAGAGUGAUGUAAAGAACUCUUUAUUAGAAUUGAAGAACUCGAAGAGAGUCUGAAGCCACUGCACUCACAUCUGUACUCCAGGAAGUGCACUCGCUCACUUGCCUUUCACUCUGUACUCACCAGUGCUGCUAAGUUUUCAAAACCACUGUUUCACAUAGAAAGACAGAACUCUUUGUGAAAAGGGAAGCAACGUGCAAGUCACAGCUGAAUAUGAAUUAGAACAACACUGGUCAAUACUAUUGAGUAUAUGUCAUUUUAAAGGGGCAGCAAGUAGAAUUUUGAUCAUGAUGCAUGGAGCCACAUGCUGCAAAGUAGUAAACCUGCCUGGAGGAACUUUUACCUCUGAGAAAGUUCUUGGGAAAUCUUGGGAACUCAUGAGCCAACAUCAAAGUUAGACCUCACUGAUGGUCUUGUGACUAAAUGGAGAAAAUCCCUGCAGCUCACUUCCAAAAAAUCAGUUACAAAUUUUAAAAAGUGGAAACUGUUAGAGGAACACAUUCAUGCCCAUGGUUUUGGACAACAAUGAGAUGUUCAGCAGAGUGUAGUGUUUGGACGUCCACGUAUUUGAUAUGUUUUAUGAACGUUUAAAGAGUGGAAAAAGAUAGAAGUUGUACAUUUCCAGAUCUUUUUGUGUCAGAUCUUUUUGGAGAGUCAAGUCCUCUUUGGAUUUCAGUGACACCUUCCCCAGUUUAGUUUGUACUUAUUGCAGAGCAUAAUAGGGGGUUAAUUUAGGCCAUCAUGCCUUGAUGUACGUAUGAUGAAAAAUAACAACAUACUUCUUUAUUAUUCAUCAGAUGAAGCCUUAUUUACACCUGACAAGUCUGUCCUUACUUUAGAACAGAUGUACAUUACAGAAAGACUUUCAGUUUUAAUUUAAGCUUCCUUCCAGUUAAUAGAAUAACCAAAACUUCUCCAUUUUCACAGCAUUUUUCCAACACAACAAACUUAAGCUACCAUGAAUAAAACUCCACAUGUCCCCGAUAACUUUCACAUCACACGUCUUACAGCCAUUACUUUACGGGUCAGCCUUUAAUGUGAAAAAACAAGAAACAACAGGAAAUGAUUAGAUUUUCUUAGUGAUGGCUCAGCAUUGAUCAAGCGUGUGGAAAAGAAGGAAUGACUGAAAUCACAAAAUAAUGAAAACAAAAAUGCUGCAGCAGAGCGGUGAGUGUGUCAUAACCGUUACUCUGUGCUGAUGGAAAUGAUGCUGUGGAAAUAAAUAAGUGGUCAUUUUUGGUGAUUAUUAGUGAGGUUAUUUCCUUUUUUCAGGCUGUCUGUUUAAUAAAGGCCAGAAAUCAUGAAAUGCCCCUUUAAAAUGACUGCAGGGAAUGUACAUGUAUGUGCAUAAUGCAAUGCUAGUAUGUGCCUUCAUGUUCUUCUGCGUCCAUGACAACCAAGCAUGCUGUGAUGUUAUUUGUUCUUGCUCAGGUGUAUUAAAGCCUUCGUGGAGAGGCCACUGGCAGUCAAAGUGUAUCUCUGCUCAAAUGUUCAAAAAUAUUACGGUAUUAUACCAGCAUACAGUAUUAAACAGUUAUGUGACUUGAUAUUAUAUACAGGCCAGAUACAUAUCCUAGCUAGUUACAGAAUGGUAGUGUUUUACACUGGAGUUGUUUUUU
Messenger RNA from Amphiprion ocellaris (clown anemonefish), 9249 nucleotides. RefSeq names its product crumbs cell polarity complex component 2b (gene crb2b). Gene Ontology annotation, cellular component: protein-containing complex; plasma membrane. The transcript is spliced from 13 exons. The coding region runs from base 186 to 4577 and encodes 1463 amino acids. Gene Ontology annotation, biological process: heterophilic cell-cell adhesion; establishment or maintenance of epithelial cell apical/basal polarity. Gene Ontology annotation, molecular function: calcium ion binding. NCBI's taxonomy places the organism in Eukaryota, Metazoa, Chordata, Actinopteri, Pomacentridae. The record is from RefSeq and is a predicted model, not a curated record.